This is a messenger RNA of Bursaphelenchus xylophilus (pine wood nematode), 1641 nucleotides long. NCBI's taxonomy places the organism in Eukaryota, Metazoa, Nematoda, Chromadorea, Rhabditida, Aphelenchoididae. The record is from the annotation of a GenBank genome assembly.
AUGUCAUUCGGCGUCAUGAAGGUGUUUGUUGUGUUGAGUGUGUUGGCUAUUGGGCUGGUUUACUGCCAGACCAACCCCGAAUCUUCGGUUCAUUGGCGUAAGUGAGAUUUGGGAAAAUUUGGAUAUUGCAGUAGCCAUUUGAUAUAAAACUGGGAAAAAACGUCAAUUAUGCGGAAAAAAUCAAGAUUCCAAAGUAGAUUAGUCCUUUAUGAGGCUUGAAUUUGCAUUUUCAGUCAUUGAACCGCAAGAAAUUUUCAAAAAUUUUGAAUUCCCGCCAUUUUUGGCAUUAUGUUCCGAAGUGUUUAAUUUAGCUAGAAACAAGCCAAAGGGCAUUUAAAACACACAGAACUCACUGUAGAUUCAACAGAGUGCCCUUCAAGAUCAAUUCGAAUUUGAAUUUUUGAAUUCCCGCCACUUUUGGCAUUGUGUUUUAUAUCUCCUAAACUAAUCAAAAUUACUCUCAAAAGCGAGAACUAGUCGUGAGAAUACGAUAAAUUGUUCUAAUUUUUCAUCCCUUAGACGAUUGGUAAUUUCUAGACAAAAAAUUAUAUUAUCCAUGAGAUCAAAAAUUUUUGAUUUUCAUUACAAAUCUCCCAAAUAUAGGUGAAAUACGGUUGAUAAUUAAUACCAAUAGAAAGAAGGACUCUUGUAAAAUCGUUUUUCUUCAGAAUGGAGAGACUUGAUUUGCACCACGAAGGAAGGAAGUGGUCCCGACAAGAUCAGCAAGGAGAAGGCCAGCUGCACGAUUGCCCUUCGUGAAACUGAAACUGAUCGGACUCGGCGAUUGGGAGAGAAGGAAGCCGGCUGCUUUGAUGUGAGUUACAUUUUUUAUUUGUCUCUUUUUUGACAAAUUACAAAUUUUGUAUUUUGCACUGUGCAGUCAAAAAAGAAAAGCGUUUUUUGAGCUGCACAGUGCAGAAAAAUACAAUUUGAUGUUUGCAAUGUACAUUAAAAGUACAGAUUUUUACUACUGAAAAAUUCGCACAGUACACAAUUCAAUGGGUACCGCACAGUGCAAAUUUUUAGUUUUUCUGCACUGUGCAGUCAAAAAAGAAAAAUGUUUUUUGAGCUGCACAGUGCAAAAAAAUGAAAUGUGAUAGUUUCACUGAGCAGUAAAAGGGAAGUUUUUUAUUUUCGAAAAUUUGCACAGUGCACAAUUCAAUUGGUAUUGCACAGUGCAAAUUUUUAGUUUUUCUGCACUGUGCAAGCCGAAAAACAAGGCUCGUUUUCGACUGCACAGUGCAAAAUUUGGUUUUCUUUCAAUGCACGGUGCAGUCAUAAAAUAAAAAAAAAUCUUUCCUGAAAUAAAAAAAAAUCAAAAUUCGAAAAAAAAAUUGUCGUAAAAAUUCGAAAAAAAUUCAGGAGACCGUGAACGGCACCGCCCGCACUUAUUGCGACCUCCAUUGUCCGCACGCCGACACCGUCUACCUGAUCAAACGCGACCCGCAAGUCCACCGCUCCUGCUUCGUCUUCUACACGCAUCGGCUGGAGCGGCGCGGCGACGAUUGGUUCCUGUGGAGAGACAAGAACUGCAGACAGUCGCAGAUCACGUUCACCAUCCGCUGCGAGUUCCUCUUCAACCGCCGGGAAUUCCCCUCCGACAAGGAGGUGUUCGAGCGCGCCAAGAAGCGGAUUGCCUAA